Messenger RNA from Aplysia californica (California sea hare), 6457 nucleotides. RefSeq names its product regulator of telomere elongation helicase 1. The coding region runs from base 528 to 3947 and encodes 1139 amino acids. Gene Ontology annotation, cellular component: nucleus. The transcript has 35 exons. The record is from RefSeq and is a predicted model, not a curated record. Gene Ontology annotation, molecular function: ATP binding; hydrolase activity, acting on acid anhydrides, in phosphorus-containing anhydrides; DNA helicase activity. Lineage: Eukaryota; Metazoa; Mollusca; Gastropoda; Aplysiida; Aplysiidae. Gene Ontology annotation, biological process: negative regulation of t-circle formation; DNA recombination; negative regulation of DNA recombination.
AAUUUGAAACAGAAACCUAAAGGCUUGUCUUGGCCCACCGCUAUAAAUUUGUUUAUUUAUAUUCUCCAUCUGGUUAACACUGCAUGUUCAAGGGACCAAACUCAUUAUUUAUUGAUGCAUUCUAUUCAAAUAAAUUACUAUAUUAUUUUGCGUGCGGUAAUGAUACACUUCCCGGAAGUACCCUUUCAAACUGAACUUUCACCUUUAACCUUCCUUUCAUUUUCUGCUGUUUUUGUCCAUGGCGGGAUUCUUGUUUUGCUAAAUUUGCUGACGACAGAGAGAUCAGAUUGACUUUAAUCUAUAGAUCAAGGCCUCCUCUCAUCUUUGAAAAAUCCCAUUCGUUUUCCUUGCAUUGAAUGGGUGGCAGAUGGCUUGUUGACACAGUCUGAUUUGUCAGCAUUCUUUUCACGUCCGUUCUUUUCAUCGGUAUUUAAUCUUAUCGGAUAGAAUAGGCCUGCUGGACUAAAACUAAACUAAGAGAUCAACAAUCUGCGUGCGUUCUUCUCCCGUUUGAGAAACGGUGUGGCAUGCCUACUCACGAUGUCUGUGGGGUUCCAGUGAACUUUCCUUUCGAGCCUUAUGAAUGCCAAGUGGACUACAUGACAAAAGUUGUCACUUGCCUUCAAAAGAGUCAAAAUGGAGCCCUUGAAAGUCCUACUGGUACUGGGAAAACUUUGUCUCUUUUAUGUGCCUCUCUGGCCUGGCAAGAAAGUCGGAAAGCUCAGGUUGAGUUGAACAAACAGGCGGGUAUUGCCGCUGCUCUCUCUUCGUCAACACUUGGUGCUGGGGAUGCAGUCUUGGAUAAGUUGAAUGGAAGCCUUCAGACAGCAGCUGGUUCAUCAUGGGGCUCUGAUGAGUUCUUUGUUCCGAGAAUCAUUUAUGCUUCGAGAACCCAUUCUCAACUUUCUCAGGCAGUCCAGGAAUUGAAAAAGACAACAUAUAAUCAUGUAAAGACUUCUGUGAUUGGAUCAAGAGAGCAGUUGUGUAUUCAUCCACAAGUUCAGAAAGCCACAAGCAAUGCUGGGAAGGUCCAAAUGUGCCGCCUGAAGGUUGCCUCAAGACAGUGCCAUUAUUACAACAAUAUUGAUGAAUUCAAGAAGAAAAGUGACCUGAGAAAGAUGAUGGGGUCAGUUGUGGACAUUGAGGACAUUGUUAAAGUGGGACACAAAAGCAAAACCUGUCCCUAUUACAUGGCUCGUGAGUUAAAGUCGGACUCUGAUAUUGUUUUCAUGCCAUACAACUAUUUAUUGGAUGCUAAGUCGAGGAAAGCCCAUGGAGUGGAGCUGCAAGGUAGUGUCAUCAUCUUUGAUGAAGCCCACAAUCUGGAAAAGAUCUGUGAAGAAUCUGCAUCGUUUGACUUGAGUUCUAUGGACUUAGCCACAGCUAUAGAAGAAACAACAAAACUGGCAGAGAAAGUGGCUGAAAUGUGCUCUGUAGAGUCGAUGCUCCCUGAGUCGGAAGACUCAGCUGUUAUUCCUGAGUUCAACUUGGAGGAUGUUGUCCGCUUGAAAAAAACUUUACUUGAGAUAGAGGAAAAACUGGAAGAGAUUGACAUCCCGUCAGCUGACAAGGGCAAAACUUUGAAUGGCACGUUCAUUUUUGAACUUCUGUCACAAGUGAACAUCAACUGGUCAACAAAAAAUGUUCUUCUGGAUGUGCUGGACAAGAUGACAAAUUUUCUAGGGAAUGAUGACGGAAGUUCCAUCUUGAAUACUAAAGGUGCUGGUCUCUCAAAAGUGGCGGAUUGCCUGAAGAUUGUCUUCAGCCAAGAACCACGGGAUUCCAUGGCCCUGUCCACUCAUGAGAAAUUCCUAGCACAGCAUUUCAAGGUUCACAUUCAGCAGAAAGACCCAAACAAUCAGUUCAAGAAAAAUAUGGACUCAUGGUCUCAUGCAGGGAACUCAAAUAAGAAAGCUGAACGCAUCUUGAGCUACUGGUGUUUCAGUCCUGGUCACACCAUGAAGGAUCUACUCGCACACGGGGUCAAGGUCAUUAUUCUCACCAGUGGCACUCUCUCGCCACUGGAUUCGUUCGCAAUGGAAAUGCAAAUACCCUUCCCUGUGCGGCUUGAAAACCCUCAUGUGAUAGAAAAAGACCAGGUGUGGCUAGGGACAGUGUGUAAAGGACCAGAUGGGGUCACCCUCAACUCAGAGUACAAGAACAGAAACAAUGAAGAUUAUCAGAAUUCCCUUGGAUACUCCAUCAGAAAUUUUGCCAGAAUCGUUCCAAAUGGUUUGCUUGUGUUUUUUCCAUCAUACCCAGUCAUGGAACGCUGCAUAGAAAAAUGGAAGGCGUCCAAUUUAUGGAAUGUCAUCACACAGUAUAAGCCCAUUCUUGUGGAGCCGAAAGGAAAAGCUGCAUUCAACGAGGCAAUGAUUGAAUUUUAUGACAAAGUUCAUGACCCUGCCCUCAGUGGUGCCAUCUUCAUGGCUGUAUGCAGAGGAAAGGUCAGUGAAGGACUAGACUUUGCUGACAACAACGGGCGGGCUGUGUUGAUCACUGGUCUACCUUUUCCUCCCAUAUUUGACCCAAGGGUGCGGCUCAAGAUGGAUUUUCUCAGGGAGAACAAGAAAUAUUUCAAGGGUCUGGACGGCAACGCAUGGUACAAACAACAGGCAACAAGAGCAGUGAACCAAGCCAUCGGUCGUGUCAUUCGCCACAAAAAAGACUAUGGGGCUAUCAUACUCUGCGAUACCAGGUUUUCUUCUGAAAGCAGCAAGAAUUCCUUACCAAAGUGGGUCCGAGGCCAUGCCCAAGUCUAUACAAACUUUGGCCCAGCUCUCCGAGAUGUGAUCAAGUUCUUUAAAGAUGCAGAGAAGGCUUAUCCGUUGCUUGUUGGGGUGGCUGGAUCUCAUCCUGGCAGAAGGUCACAUAUGGGUCACGAUGAGGAAGGCGGGGUCAUCAGCGGUGCAUGCUUUGAGCCGAGCUUCUCUCGCAGGUCAAACGGCAAAGGUCAUCUGUCAGUGGAGUACGAGCCUGCCAGUAGCGUUGCCUGUCAUAUACCUGGCCUGAAGUCUUCUGAUGAAGAUGGCAGUCUCCGCACCCUCAACCAUUAUUCUCAAAGAGCUAAACCUGAGGUGAAAAUAGGAAAGAAGAGAUCACUUCUGGAGGCUUUGGAAAGUAUGGAGCCUCAGGUUCAAUCCGAGUCUUCGUCCAGGGAACCUUUGCCCACAUCACAGAUUCCGUCCUAUCAGCCACCAAAGAAAAAGUUGCCUGGGAAGCAAAAGAAAAUCAGAAUCAAAGACAUGAAGCCCAAAGUCCUUGUUACAAUGGCAGGGGAGAAUAGCAACCAGCCGACACUCCAGCAAAUGAAAAGGAAAAUGUCUUUGGAGUCGUCUCAGAACUAUUUAGUAGAGGUAAAGGCUGCCACAACCACUGAAGCAUACAAACGUUUUUCUGAUGCUUUAGUGAAGUACAAGACCAAUCACCAAAUUAUGGAUGUCCUCCCGGUGCUGGCUGAUGUUUUCACCAGCUCAGAACAGAACUAUCACCUCUUCCAAAAGUUCUUCCGUUUUGUCCGAAGUGAAGAUAAGCCACAUUAUGCCAAAGUCUGCCUGGAUCUGACUGGACUGGUUUGUGAGCAGAGCAGCCGAACUACAUCUGCCACCAAUCAAGACCUUCGUGCAACAACUUCAACCAAUCAGGGAUCAAGCAGCAGACUGACUCAAGAGAAUGGGGAAAAGACCAAAGAAGCCAACAAGGAAUCUUGUCAGGACACACCGAAAAAUGCCUCAGGUUCAGAAGCAGACUUUUCCACUUGUCGGAUAUGUCACAAGAAGCCCGAACAAGGACUGAGGCAUGAGUGUGGAGCUGUGUGCUGCUUUAUGUGCUGGAAAACAGCUGUGUUUGAUGGCCCGGAAGACCGCAGAUGCCCAUACCCUCCUUGCACAGGGCGGGUGAAGAGGAAACAUUUACAGAUUGUAGCCGCAGACCAGGGUGUGUCAUGAUCCUCACUGAAGUGGAACGUCAAGAGCUUUUGUUUUCAAGGAUGAAUACAUAUUAAUUCACUGAACGGUACCCCUAUAACAUUUGUUUUCUUCAUACACUGACAGUAUCCAAACCCUGACGAACCAGUGCUGGUUUUUGGGGAAUAGAUUGGGAAGCCAAACAAUUUUUUUAUAUGACUAUCUAAAAAUCUAAACGUGUCUGUCUUUAGCAGUCAAUUCAUGAAAUGUUGUUAGUUGAUCCUGUCUGGAGGAAUUCCAACAAACGUCCUAGAUCAGUUGUUGGCUCAUGAGUAUCAGUGUUUAGUGUUUUGAAAAGGAUGGCAACUACUGAUUCAGACAUAGAACAUAAGUCAACUGAUAGAAAUAGUAUUGAAAACGUUUGCACUUGUCUUGUCUUUGUUACUUUUUAAAACAUUACUUAUUUAUGAAGUGUCUGUGUAGCUUUAUUACCCUUUUCUUUGGACCCUGAAGUCUGUCAUCUCUGUGCUUGUAUGCCAUUAUGUCAUUCGCCAAGCUCAGGACACGUCCAGAUUCCUUCUGAUACAUCGUUACCUGUGCAGUGUACACAUUGAAAAGCCUUGGAGAGAGGGGGAUCCUUGGGGCAGUCCUGGAGCAAUUGAUACCGGAUCUGAAGUCCAUUCACCCUGUCUCAGAGCCAUUUUUCUCUCCACUAGGGCUACUGCUACCCAUCUCACCUGCCAUAUGUCCACAUCAAAUCCAGGAGGCGGUCGAUCAAACGUUCAUAGUUGACUCGGUUGUUAGCAUCCUCAAGGUCAAGUGCCGUCACAACUGUUUCCUUCCGCUGCUGAAAGCCUUCUUAGAUGUCGUACGCCAUGACAGCUGCAUUCACUGCACUUUCUCGAUGGGGUCUAAAGCUUCAAAGCUCAUUUGUCAACAAGGACUUCUCUAAGUGUGCUGAUAUUGUCCGGCAACUAUCUUUUCCAGAAUUUUCCCAUAGGUAUUCUGCAUAGCUAUGAUCCUGUAACCACUGAGAGCUGUGCAGUCUUUUCCUGGUUUGGGGAUUCGUAUCAACCAGCUGUACAACCUUUCUUCAGGGAUUUUACCAGUGCCAAUGCUCAUAUUGAAGUCUUUUGAACUUUUGUCAUUUCUUCAAUCAUCUCAUCGUCUGCUUCUUUCAUGUGGCAAUAUCUUACACCAUCGGGCCCUCCAGCACUGUCUUUGGCAUGUUUUACUGUUCUGGAAACCUUUUCUUCAGAUGUUUUGCAUUAAUGUAACUGUAGCCUACCUUCUUUUCUUUUGUCAAGAUAAAAACCAAUUGAUCAUUCUGUGUAUGUGUCAUGCAUAUAAUUCGAACUUUUGGUUAUUUGUUUGUUGAAAUAAAACUCGGCCUUAUGCAAAGAAAACAAAAACAAAACUGUGACAAAGCUGUACCUGUACCCGUGGGCGUGGGCGCAGUUACACACAAUUUGCAACCGACCACCCCAUGACCCUGCGUCGUCGAGCAGCGCAACGAAGGGUGGGGGCGGAGAGGAUGGCGGGGUAACAAAAGUGGGACUCACGAAGUGGCAUUGAUAUGAUACUGUUCUGUUUUAGGCAUACAACGAGCCCGAGGCUUAGUGUUCCUCGAGCGCUCGCUGGCUCGCGAUUCUUUGAAGCCGACUGAAUGGCGAAUCGCCUCUCUCAGAUUUGGCGAGCAAGAUCCAGCUCUACCAUAUAAAAGUCUGAUUCAUGUGUUAAUAUCACAUUUGGGGGCGUGUCAAAAGAAAUAGAAAUAAUUUUUUCACAAAGUUGCAUGGCUGUAUGAUAAGUUCUAUUUUUUUCAUUUUUGCAAAACAGCUAAUCGUAAUUGAUAAAGGCAGCAGCAGUGUUUUAAAGUGCUCUUUAUGAAAACAUUGAAGUUUUUCCCCCUUUGCAUGUUACUAGGGGUAUGAAGCUUACUGUGAAGAAUGGGUCAAUGACAUCAGCUGUUAUAAUAUAAUUCUUUCUUGUUCUAAUGUUCUUCUAAUCAAGCCUGCCAUGCUGUAUGUGAAAGUGGUGCUGAUGGGUCCAGGAUAAACAACUCGCACCAGGUUCAUUGAAUCCACAAAUCUCAGUCUUGAUUUAUGAUUGCUAUGACAAGUCUACCGUAAUGAGUUUGCCUCACAGAAAGGUGAUGGUAACUCAUGAUGAAGUUUCUUUGUCCUAUAUUUAGGAAUACUCUCCAGUGUGUAAGGCAAAUGAAGUUUUUCAGUAACUUAUUGUACAUUAGAUUUUUUCUUGUAUUUAAUUCUCGCUGAAUGCGAAGAAGCCUGUGAUAUUCAUUGACAUGCUUAAGUUGUUCCAUAAUAACACUUUGACAGUGUAAAACAGUCCCUCUCUGGGAUCAUUUUUCUGGGAACUGGGGAUGGUGACAGGUCAUGGGGUUUGCCAUUUUUAUCAUGUAUUGUCUUGGGCACCGGAGGAUGAGAGGACUGAUGAAAGUUAGUGAGCUGGGUGUGUAUUUAUGUUUGAUAGAGAGGGUUUCUUCUGUAAAAUUAAAAACCUUUUUGAAUUCAAAGAUCAUCUAAUUG